Molecule: messenger RNA, 835 nt
Organism: Cariama cristata (Red-legged seriema)
Lineage: Eukaryota; Metazoa; Chordata; Aves; Cariamiformes; Cariamidae
Product: C4b-binding protein alpha chain-like
Exons: 6
Source: RefSeq, a predicted model, not a curated record
GCAAGUCCUGUGGUGCACCAGAGAUCAUGAAUGGCGAGUUUAACGACACGACCAACGUCCUGUUUGGGGCGAGAAUAACCUACAGCUGUAACACGGGGUACCGAUUAGUUGGGAAGCCGACUGCGGAAUGUGUACUUAAAGACAAUGAAGUUUCUUGGGAUAGCGUUCCACACUGUGCCAUUAUUCCCUGUUUACCACCUCCUGUGAUUGAGAAUGGGCAGCUCAGCAGUGGGGACGGAGACUUCAUCUUUGGCAUGGCUGUAACCUACAGCUGUAACAAAGGUUUUUCUCUUAUUGGAGAUGAGACAAUUCGCUGUACGAUGGAUGAUAACUUCGAGGGAAUAUGGAGCGGUCCAGCCCCUGAAUGCAAAGUGGUCAGAUGUAAAAAUCCCAAAGUGAAAAAUGGGAGAAGGUUGUCUGGCUUUGGCACUGAGCACACGUAUAGAGAGACAGUGGUCUUUGAGUGUAAUCCUGGUCAUUUUUUGAAUGGCAGUAGCGUAGUUACUUGUGAAGCGGACAAUAGCUGGAAGCCUCCUCUGCCAACAUGUGACCCAAUCUACUGUGGUCCUGCUCCACCCUUCCCUUUCGCUGAGUUAACAAGUGCUGUGGGUGACAGCUCUCUUGCUGGAACGAAGCUGACCUAUCGGUGUAAACCGGGUUAUACUGCAGCGAGUGGAAAGUCCACUGUUGUCACUUGUCUGAAUGAUGCAACUUGGUCUGCAGACCCAGACUUCUGUAUACGCCAGCAAUGUACUCCUCCCACGAUAGAGAACGGGGAUGUGAUUGCAGACAAUUUCCUGUUUGAGACAGUUGUGACAUUCACCUGUCAUCCCGG